AUGACCACACGACAUGCUGCGAGACCGACUCACCGCUCUAGUAGCAAACAUGAAAAAGCGGUUUUGCAAACCAACCAGCGUCCAGGCAAGAUCGUCUCGGAUGGCUGGAGGCGGGCGCAACGUGCGGAAGUUACGCUAAGCAAAGCAGAAUUCAGGGUCCUAACGGGAACGUCGUCGGUAUGUGCCAUAUGA
Messenger RNA from Bipolaris maydis ATCC 48331, 192 nucleotides. The record is from RefSeq and is a predicted model, not a curated record. NCBI's taxonomy places the organism in Eukaryota, Fungi, Ascomycota, Dothideomycetes, Pleosporales, Pleosporaceae.